This is a messenger RNA of Diabrotica balteata, 1965 nucleotides long. NCBI's taxonomy places the organism in Eukaryota, Metazoa, Arthropoda, Insecta, Coleoptera, Chrysomelidae. The record is from the annotation of a GenBank genome assembly.
AUGACUCAGUCAGGAUAUAUUACUAUAUCGUCUGGUACCGACACCAGACCUCACACGACUGAAAGCACCAAAAAAGUAAAAAGGUCAAAUACUCUUAAAUCAGCUAUGAGUUCUGUUAGUCAAUGGUUGCCUAAUCUAAACGUUACGAAAAGAAGUAGAUCUCACUCGCUGCCUGGGAUAAAAAGAGAUGCAAUUAAAGUAAAUUUAAAUAAAAAGAAAAAGAAAAACAGCAUCGUCUCGACAGUUUCUGAUAUAAUACAAAAGGCUAAACGACGAGGUAGUCUAUCACAUCAGUACUCAUCUUCGUACUCAGAUACCGAACAUUCUGAAACAGAGUGGUCAACGGAAAAAUCUAAAUCUGUAGCAUCAGAAGACGAAAGAAGCGAAGAUACUACUAGCAUCUUUUCAGAAAGUAACAUAGACACUGACAGUGAUUUUACGACAAGCGUAGACAACGGAAAGUCAAGAAAAUUUAGUCAGCCCGUUACAGAUAUAUUUCCUUUGCAACCUUUAUUUGAAACUGAUGCACCAGGCAGUGAUGAUAUGUCAGUACGAAAUGUAGAAGCCGACAGCGAAGGAAAUAUUAUAAAUAAUAGCACCGUUCCAUUUUUGACCCGAAAAAACUCGAUACACUCAGAAAAUGAAGAUACUAGUGGUAAAGACAACAAAAUGGUGGUUGUGGUAGGAGCAGGUGCUUCUAUGGAGUUUGCUGUAUCUAGAGCACUAGGAAAAUACAGACAAAGGCAAUCAAAUUCAUUUUCUGAGGAUCAAAUAUUUAAUGAAGAAGACGAAAUUAUAAUCGAAGAUAUUACAGAAGAACGAGACAAUCAAUCUGAAUCAGCGCCUCAAAUGGAAAAAGUUCUUUCAGAACAAAAGUCUACAGAUAGUCAGACAAGUUCUGAUAAUAACAAACCAACGAUCAUUGAUAGAACUGAAGAGCCAGUCUCUGAAGAUAGUCCUUCUACCAUUAGUAUUAAAUCACAUACGAACCGUUUUUUACCAAAGCAGCAGCAAAGUCUAGAAAUACCUGGAAGUAGAGAUGACGAUGAUGUAAGAAGUACUCAUUCCUGGAGAAGCACUUCUAGAGUUUCUUCCAGAAGGCAAAGCACUGAAGACAGCAUUGACAGUGAAGAUGAAUGGUAUUGUUACGAGUUAAGAAAACUAGAAGAAAUGGAAAGGCAGAACCAGCUAGAAAUUGAAAUGGGUACUACUUUACAUGAAGAACCUGAACCAAGCGACGAAGAGUUAGAACCAGGUGAAGAAGUCAAGGAAAGAAUGAGUUUUGUUUUGCGAGAACUAAGAAUGAAAGCAAAAAUAGUGCAGGGUGUCCUAGACGAAAAAGAAAAUAAUCUACUAACGGUACAAUCUCGCAAGAAAAAGGACAAAGAUGAAAAACGAUCGUCGUUUCAGCUAGACAAUGCUGCUUCGUUAUUCGAGAAAAUAAAAAACUAUCAUCACGAUGAAGAAGAAGAGGGGUUUUUAGAUAAAAAAUUUGACCGUUUAGAAGUUCACAGUCCCCAUGAGAAAGAAGAGCACAACUCAUCCGGAAAUACUUCCGGCCCAGAUAGUCCCCACAGUACCGACGAAUACGACGAAGCUGAAAUGGCCAUCAACGACGAAUUCGCUCUAUGUCACGUCAAUAAAGAAAAACAAGAGGAAGAAGACAAAAAACUAGAAUUAAACGUUACCACACACGAGACAACGGAACAGAAAGUAGUACCAACGAUUACCUUGGAAUCUUCAACGCCGGCGAAAGAGGACAAAGAGGAUAAAGAGGAGAAAGAGGAGAAGGAAGACAAGGAAGGAGUUCAAAUGGGGAGCAGGUGGAAGCUGUUGAAGACGCUGAAAGAAAAGAAAGCCGAAGAGAAAAGUAAUCAGUGCAAAUCACCAGCGCAACCAACUGUCGAAACUAAUGUGAGUACAAAUAUAUUGUUGUAUUUUAGAUAUCUUUUAAAUUACUUUUAA